GUGGUUCACUAAUCCUAUCCAUAUGUCCAGAUAAGACGUGAACUACAAAGUGCCAGCAAAGACGAGGAUUUUUCACCACAAACAUAGCCUCGGCGGUGGUACGUUCCGCUACUUCCGCCCAAUCUGUGCAGCUACGAACUCCUAUCGCGUCUGCGCUGCCGCCAUUUUGCUGUCCUGUGACCGUGUUCUCCGCCUGUGCACCGGGAACGACGGUCAACAUGCCGGCGGGACCUGUGCAGCUGCUGGCGCCUCAGACGCCCGAUGGAGGACAGCAACAGAUGGAGGAGGAAAAGAAAGAAGAUGUUGUUCCAUCUAAACCCAUUGUGGGAAUUAUCUACCCUCCACCAGAAGUCCGCAAUAUUGUUGACAAGACUGCAAGCUUUGUGGCAAGAAAUGGUCCAGAGUUUGAAGCCAGAAUCCGUCAAAAUGAAAUUAACAAUCCUAAAUUUAACUUCUUAAAUCCAAAUGAUCCUUACCAUGCCUACUACCGUCACAAAGUCAAUGAAUUUAAAGAGGGGAAAGCACAGGAACCAUCUGCUGCCAUUCCAAAAGUUAUGCAACAACAGCAGUCUGUGCAGCAACUUCCCCAAAAGGUCCAGGCUCAAGUUGUUCAGGAGACCAUCAUUCCAAAGGAACCUCCUCCAGAGUUCGAGUUUGUGGCUGAUCCGCCUUCCAUAUCUGCCUUUGAUCUGGAUGUGGUGAAACUGACAGCUCAGUUUGUUGCCCGUAAUGGUCGCCAGUUUCUCACACAGCUGAUGCAAAAGGAACAGAGAAAUUACCAGUUUGAUUUCCUACGACCUCAGCACAGUCUUUUCAAUUACUUCACCAAGCUUGUGGAGCAGUACACAAAGAUCCUGAUUCCUCCAAAGGGAUUAAUCAUAAAGCUGAAGAAAGAGGCAGAGUACCCCACCGAGGUUUUAGAUCAGGUUCGCUACCGUGUAGAGUGGGCAAAGUUUCAGGAGCGGGAGAGAAAAAAAGAGGAGGAGGAGAAGGAAAGGGAGCGGGUCGCUUAUGCACAAAUAGAUUGGCACGAUUUUGUUGUAGUAGAGAUUGUUGACUUCCAACCUAAUGAACAAGGUAACUUUCCUCCUCCCACAACACCUGAAGAAUUGGGUGCUCGUAUUUUAAUUCAAGAACGAUACGAGAAGUUUGGAGAAAGUGAGGAAGUAGAGAUGGAGGUUGAAUCUGAUGACGAGGAAGAAGUGAAGGAUGGCAAGAAUGAAGAAUCUUCUCAAAUGGAUCAGGAUACUCAACUACAAGACAUGGAUGAAGGUUCUGAUGAUGAGGAUUAUGCGCAAAAGGCUCCUCUCCCUCCAGAGUCACCAAUGCCUCCACCUUUACCUCCAACUCCUGACCAAGUGAUUGUUCGUAAAGAUUAUGAUCCCAAAGCUUCCAAACCUCAGCCCCCUGCCCCUGCAUCAGAUGAAUAUCUGGUAUCACCUAUCACUGGUGAGAAGAUUCCAGCCAGCAAGAUGCAGGAGCACAUGCGCAUUGGUCUUUUGGAUCCACGUUGGCUGGAGCAGAGAGAUCGCUCCAUUCGGGAAAAACAAGGAGACGAUGAAGUAUAUGCCCCAGGGUUGGAUAUCGAAAGCAGCCUGAAGCAGCUGGCUGAACGCCGUACUGAUAUUUUCGGUGUUGAAGAAACGGCAAUUGGUAAAAAGAUUGGAGAGGAAGAGAUCCAAAAACCUGAGGAGAAGGUCACUUGGGAUGGUCAUUCUGGCAGCAUGGCUCGUACCCAACAGGCAGCACAGGCGAAUAUAACUUUGCAGGAGCAAAUUGAAGCGAUCCAUAAAGCUAAGGGCUUGGUCCCCGAGGAAGAUGGCAAGGACAAGAUUGGACCUAGCAAACCUAAUGAAAUCAACCAACCACCACCUCCUUCUUCUUCAUCUACCAUUCCUACUUCUGCACCACCAAUCAAUUCUGCUCCAAGGCCACCUCCACCUGUGUCACUUCACCAACAGAUCAACCCACCUGUGUCACGACCACCAUCGAUGCCACCACCUAUACGUACUACUAUGGUAUCUGCUGUUCCUGUAAUGCAGAGGCCCCCAAUGGCAUCAGUGGUCCGUCUUCCACCUGGUUCUGUGUUGGCUGCUCCCAUGCCACCUAUUUUGCACACACCUAGAAUUAAUGUGGUGCCAAUGCCACCAAAUCCACCCCAAAUGAUGGCACAGAGAGCACAACACAUGAUUGUUCCUGCUGCAUUUGUUCCUGCACCACCUGUUGCCCCUGUACCUACACAAGCGCCACUGCCCCCUGCACACCCCCCUCCACCAAUGGAAGAUGAACCAUCUGCAAAAAAAAUGAAGAGUGAAGACUCUCUGAUGCCGGAAGAUGAAUUCUUGCGCAGAAACAAGGGUCCUGUCACAGUCAAAGUACAGGUUCCCAACAUGCAAGAUAAAACUGAAUGGAAGUUGGGCGGUCAAGUGCUGGCAUUCACUCUGCCUCUUUCGGAUCAGGUCUCUGUAAUAAAGGUUAAAAUUCAUGAAGCGACCGGCAUGCCAGCUGGGAAGCAGAAACUUCAGUACGAUGGUAUCUUUAUUAAGGACUCAAACUCUCUCGCUUACUACAACAUGCAGAAUGGAGCAACAAUUCACUUGGCUUUGAAAGAGAGAGGAGGCCGAAAGAAAUAAGAUCUAAUAAUGACAACAUUUUGGUUAUAUUUUAUCAUCCAUUCUCUUAAACAUGAACACACAGGUUGUGCUGUUAAGUUAGUUUCUGUGUCUGUAGUACCAACAUUUAUUAUAGUGGGUAGUUUUAUUGUUGGAUAUGAGAAUUGCUCAUCAUUGCCAUUACAGAGCAUGACACCAUGCAGACUGUGCACUUUAUGAAUGGCUCGUGUAUGCUGAGAUGAUGUGGAUAAAGUUACUGAGCAACAUUUGUAUUAAUAAAGUCUUUGGGGAUGAAAACAAGUCUUGUCAAUGUCAAACAAUAUUCUAUUAA
Molecule: messenger RNA, 2943 nt
Organism: Hyla sarda
Lineage: Eukaryota; Metazoa; Chordata; Amphibia; Anura; Hylidae
Gene: SF3A1
Product: splicing factor 3a subunit 1
Exons: 16
Coding region: 219-2633 (804 amino acids)
Biological process (GO): regulation of alternative mRNA splicing, via spliceosome; mRNA cis splicing, via spliceosome
Cellular component (GO): catalytic step 2 spliceosome; U2-type prespliceosome; U2 snRNP
Molecular function (GO): protein binding; RNA binding
Source: RefSeq, a predicted model, not a curated record